Molecule: messenger RNA, 2105 nt
Organism: Prorocentrum cordatum
Lineage: Eukaryota; Dinophyceae; Prorocentrales; Prorocentraceae
Source: the annotation of a GenBank genome assembly
AUGUUUGAUGCGCUGCCCGCUAUGAUCCUCCUCCUCUUCCGUCCGCAGCCGUUGUUGUGACUCAAGCUGUCCAUGGUCACACUGGGAUGGUGCAAAAACAGUGGAGCAUCAAGAACCAGCAGAGGUCCACGCGAAUCAUCAAGCGCCUGGUGGCAAGGACUGCGGAGCAGCCGGGACCUGCGCAGUGGUUGCUGCCGUUGCGCAGGGGCGAGGAGCUGACGGUGAGCGGAGGACUCGAUUUCCGUGUGAUCCGUGGAGCCGUCGAGAUCUGGGGAGCCUCGUGCAGGCCGUCCUCGGAGUUCCAGCGCGUCGUGGCGCCGCCCUGGUCUGCGCUGCCGCGCCUCCGCGCGGCGGGGCCGAGCGGCACCGCGGGGGCGCCCGCGGAGCUCGCGGCGGAGGCCGAGGAGGCCGAGACGGACGACGUGCGGGAGUUCUUGCAGAGCCGCUCCUGGCCGGUCGUCCUGUGCCUGCGCGCCGUGGGGCCGGAGCCUCCGGGCAGCCUCCCGGCGCCAGUGCGCGAGAGGCUGCUGGCACCGCUGGAGCGGCAGCGCCUCCGCGCGCACCGCGCGUGGCCCAGCCUCGUGGAGCAGUUUGCCGGGCUCGCAGCCCAGCCCACGAGCGCCAGGCCCCCGGUGUUGCUCGUCACGGGGCCCAAGGGCGUGGGGAAGUCGGCAUGCUGCAGGUACUUCGCCAACUCCCUCCUCGGGGCACUCGGGGAGGUCUAUUACCUGGAGACCGACCUCGGGCAGCCCGAGCUGGGACCGCCGACGCUGGUGUCGCUGUACAGGCUGCGGAGGCCACUGCUGCAGGCACCGCACUCCGAGCAGGGCUGGCAGGAGUGCUUGUGCUCCUUCUUCGCCGGCGGCACGUCGCCCGCAACGCACCCGGUCCUCUACGUGAAGUGCAUGCGCGCCGCGUUCGAUCGGUACGUGAGCGAGUGUUCGGACAGCGGCAGCCCAGUACCGCCGCUGGUCGUGAACUCCCACGGGUGGGUGACAGGACUCGGUCUCGAGCUGGUACAAGUGCUGCUGGGCAUCGUUCAGGCACAGCUCGUCAUACGGAUUCAAAGUCCGUCUUCGUCGCAGGCUCCUCCAUUGGGAGAUGCGGCCGCGGAGGGCCACGGCACCGGGCUGCAGCGGCGAAGGCGCACCGCGUUGGCCAGGUGCGGCCCGCUGGCGCUGGCGCUCGGCGAGGCGGCGCUCGCCAGCGAGGAGCCGCGCUCCUCGGUGGUCGUGGACGUGGAUUCCCUGGCAGGCGCCAGCCAGGGUGGCGCGGUGCGCGCUCCAAGCUUGGGGGCCGUCGAGCUGCGCUGGCUGCGGCUCGCGUGCCACUUCAGGCCAGAUCUGGACCCCUGCAAAGCGCCAGCCAGCCUGACGCCGCGCGCCUUCUUCCGCUGCGUGCCCCGCGUUCGCCUGCCGCUGCGCGGGCUGCGGUUCGGGCUCGUGCACGGGGGAUGCCUGGCGCCCGGCGAGGUCGAGGCCGCGUUCACUGGGACGGUCGUGGCGCUCUGCCGCGCCGAAGCCCCACUGGCUCCACUGCAACCUGCCGAGGACGCCGAGGCCGAUGGCAAGACGGGCGUGACGGAGUUGCCAGCCGUGCUGGGCCGAGAGGACGCGCAGGAAGCGGCGGAAUGCAUCGGCAUCGGUUAUGUGCACUCCUUCGACUUCGCUGUCGGAGACGUCGAGGUACGUGUCGCUCCAUCCAUCGACACGCUGGCCAAGGUGGGCGUCAUAUUGCGUGGGGACGUGUCCUGGGAGCCUAACAGCGUGCGCGGCCAGCGCGUGAUGAUGGCUGGCAUGGCGGCCGACAACGUUCCAGUGUCCCUGCAGCCGCACUGCUGCUCGUGGGCGCUGGAGGGGCCAGCGACCGGGGCAAAAGUGCUGAGCUCGCGCCGCAACUUGAAGCGGAAGCGGUCGGGAGCAGCCGGCGGGGCAGGCGCGGCCGCGCCCGGCAGCGGCUAGCCAGUGAGGCACCAGCCUCUGGGCCUGGGUCCGCGGUUGCGACGGGCACGAGGCCGCCACGGCCGCAUUUGACGGUGGAACGGAGUGGGCGCGAGCCGGUGGAGGUCGGUGAGCCGCUCUGGCCAGGCCUGACGAGGGAGGUAA